AUGGAUCUUUCUCUGGUAAUCGUCUCGGUGUCCCUGUGGUUGAGUCUGCAUGCCGCAAUCGGAGGCGUUGCUGCUGUUCCCACGAUUCAGUUAGAUCGCGGAGUCUUCAUAGGCAACUCUACAGGAACAGUUGAUAAAUUCCUGGGUAUACCGUUUGCACUUCCUCCAACUGGUGAUCGUCGCUUUCGCCUGCCAGAACCGAAUCACCCGUACGAGGGAGCUUACAACGCUACUGUGUUCGGCAACUCGUGCCCUCAGCAAACCGCAACUCCUACCAUCCCAAACGAGAUUGUUGGCGAGAUUCUGAGCACCUAUAUACUUGUGGAGGGUGCCCAUCCUCAAAGUGAAGACUGUCUGAGUCUCAAUGUAUGGGCUCCUGCUAAUACUACAGCGGAUGCGAAUCUUCCGGUACUCGCGUGGAUAUAUGGAGGCGGAUGGGAGGUCGGGGAGACGGCAACAUACAACGGGGAGGCUGUUGUCCAAGGGUCUCUCAAUAUUGGCAUGCCGAUAAUCUAUGUGAGCAUGAAUUAUCGAUUGGCAGCUUUUGGCUUCCUUGCUAGCAGAGAAGUAAAAGAGGCAGGUGUUGGGAAUCUUGGUCUUCAUGAUCAGCGCCAGGCCCUCCGAUGGAUCCAGACAUAUAUUGGUACCUUCGGAGGAGACAAGGACAGGGUAACCAUCUGGGGUGAAAGUGCUGGCUCUGUUUCCGUUGCGCUCCAGAUGAUUACGAAUGGUGGCAACAGUGAAGGCCUUUUCCACGGAGCGUUCAUGCAAUCUGGCUCACCUCUAAUUGUCGGCGAUAUCACUCAUGGUCAGCCUUACUACGAUCUCAUCGUCAACGAGGUCGGCUGCAAUGGCACUGAAGAUACCUUGCAAUGUCUGCGCGAGGCUCCUUACGAAAAAUUCCAGGCUGCGUCGAGCAGUACGCCUUCGUUGUUCAGUAACACCUCCCUAAACCUGGUCUGGAUGCCUCGUACAGACGGUAAAUUUCUGACUGAGGAUCCCCAAACGCUUGUCAAAAAAGGGCAUGUCGCAGAUAUACCUUUUGUCAAUGGAGAUUGCGAUGACGAGGGUACACUAUUUUCCCUCUCGUCAUUAAACGCAACUUCCGACGAAGACACUCUGAAAUACAUUCAAUCUGUCUACUAUCCGAAGACUUCCUCGCAAGAACUUGACCCUGUGCUCCAGCUCUAUUCUUCCGACCCAUCUGAAGGCUCACCUUUCAAUACAAGCAGUAACAAUACGCUCUCUCCACAAUACAAGCGUAUCGCCGCUAUCCAGGGAGACAUAUGGUUCCAGGGUCCUCGCCGUCUGUUCUUUGAGUAUCGGUCAGAAAAGCAGAACACUUGGUCAUAUCUGUAUAAAGGAUUUAAGUCAACGCCCUUCCUAGGAUCAUUUCAUUCGUCCGAUCUCAUUGGCAUCUACGGUCCUGGAAGCGACCUAGGAAACUUCGUCAUCCGCUUCGCCACCGGUCUAGAUCCUAAUCACGGAAACACCACUAUUUACUGGCCUAGGUAUACCCAGAAAUCACGCAAGCUCAUGACGAUACUGGAUGGGUCGGUUCCCCUGACUAUCGGUGAAGAUGACUUCAGGGAGGAAGGGAUCAAAUACCUUACGCAGUUAAUGUUGCAGAACCCUCUUUGA
This is a messenger RNA of Heterobasidion irregulare TC 32-1, 1641 nucleotides long. Its product is annotated as Esterase/Lipase. The record is from RefSeq and is a predicted model, not a curated record. Lineage: Eukaryota; Fungi; Basidiomycota; Agaricomycetes; Russulales; Bondarzewiaceae. The coding region runs from base 1 to 1641 and encodes 546 amino acids. The transcript is spliced from 15 exons.